UCGCAGAAUUCUUCCUGACGGCGCGCUCAUACGAAAAGUCAAACUGCGCGCCAUUCGGCAUUCAGUUCAAUUGCGAACUUCGUUAAACUAAAAACGCGCACUAACCACCGCAAUUUGUUUAUUUUCAAUUAAACAUUUUGCAUAAUAAACGAAAUUUGUUAUUUUUAAGUUUUGUGAUACCAAUGUUACAGUGUAAAUAGUUUAUUUUUGCGCAACCAAGGUUGAAGAUUGUUUAUUAUACAGCCACCCAAAUAUUCUGGGGAAAGCAUUAUAGGAUUUUAAAUUACCACUAUGGCGAAAUACGCUUUAUCUUCUUGCUGUGGAUGUGGUUCUUUGAGAACUGGUACCUUUGUAGCAGGAAUAUCAGCAAUCCUUCUCUCUAUAAUUGGAAUAAUAGUCGUACUCUUGGUACGAGUGGAAUUUAAAACUAUAGUAUUUGACUGGCUACCUCAAUGGGCAGUUCUCGUAAUUAUCAUCAUAAACCUAUGCAUGACGGUUCUCUUAUCUACAUUGAUGCUUGUUGGAGUUAUAAAGAGAAACUGGUAUCUGAUGAUUCCAUGGGUUGUCCUUGGUGGUAUGUUAGCUAUUGGAUUGUUGGUAUCGAUACUAAUUAACAGCAUUAAUUUCUAUAUUGACGGAGAUACAUUAAAUGGAACUUUGUGGCUUGUAAUUGGAUUAAUAUCUCUAGUUGUCUACUGUUACAUGUGGUACGUGUCCUUUAGCUUCUUCCUUAAUCUUCGUGAAGAGUCAGAAAAAGGUGCCUAUACCAGAGACCCAUUUAGGCGACACCAAAGGAUUUAAACAUUAAAAUAAGAACUUCACAAUUAUUGCGCUUAUCUAAAAUUAUUUUUAUAUUAGUAGUCUGUUUUAAUUCAUUAAUAAUAUUAUUAGAAAUAGUAAGUAGGUACUAGAAGAUAUUUACAAAAGUUCUUCAGAAGUCUUUAUUUUUUUAAAUUAAAUUCGAAUAAAAUUUUCUGAGUAAAAUCAAUUUCUACUUCUAAAUAAUAUAAUAUUGAAUUAAAAUAAUACUACAAAAAGAAAGUUUCUAUAUUCCUAAAAUUUUUAAAUAGGUAUAUUUAUUUUGUAUAGGACUAAAUUGUUCCUGUUAAUGUUGUUCGUUACUAAAAUCACCCCAGGAACAUAAACGGGACACACCACAUACUUUCGUGGGGUAUUUAAAAUUUAAAAGCAAGAUAAAACUUAAUUGACAUAGUACUCAAUUGUUUUUUUAGUACUUUAGUAGCCAUUAUAUUAUAUCAGUUAUUUUUACCAAAAUUUAGAGCAAUAAUUGUUAUUUUCCAAGGAUUCUCUGAGUAGGGUCUCUUCUUCUUUAAAUAUCUCCGCGACGGAGGUCAGCAAUCAUCAUAGCUAUUUGGAUUUUAGAGACGGCUGCUCUGAAAAGUUCAUUUGAUGUACAUCCGUACCAUUCUCACAGGUUGCGCAGCCACGAUAUUCUGUAUCUCCCUAUGCUUCUCUUUCCUUGCAUAAUCAAUUGGAGCAAGUUGUAUCUCUCUCCAGUUGUAUCUUCUGUCCACGAUAUUUUCAGAAUUCUUCUGUACACCCAUAGAUCGAAUAAUUCUAGUUUUCUCAUUGAUACGGCAUUCAAUGUCCAAACUUCCAUUCCAUAAAACAAAGUCGAGAAAACGUAGCGCCUAGCCAACCUAACUCUUAGCUUGUGCAGAGCACUUUGCUCAUUUUGAAGUAAGGUAUAAACUGAUUCAAAUGCAGCGUAAACAUCAUGGGUAAUACCACCAACGAAAAAUCAACACACCUCAAAGUCGUACUAUACUGCGAGAUGCGAGAAGAAUAUGAUGCGCUUAAGAACCUUUUAAGUAAACUCAAGUCCACUGUAUCGGAAUAGAAAAGAUCUGCACACUCUCUAUACGUGAAGACUCAUUAUACUGAUAGCAUGAUAUCAACCUCUCUGGCUAAGUUCUAUAAAGCUUCAGACCUCUAGGAUCCUGGCUCCCGUAUAACGGCCGACGAAUUCACCCAAAAUUCCAAAAAAGCUGCUUCAACAACCGCCAACCGUUUUUUGGUCAAAAACACUAUCCAAUCAGACUAAAAUCAAGAAUGCGCUUCCUUAGCGCCUUGUAGACGAAAUUUCAAGCGAUUGGUCGACGUGUCGCAUACUGAACCACUUAAGAACUAGUGUAGCAUCGACAAAAUCAAAACUUAUCAUUUAUUUGAUUUGGCAUUUGGUCACUGUUAGUAACUUUCUUAUAAGAAUUUUAAGGAUUGCUAUUUGCUGUAUACUCGAUUUCCAAAAGUGUACAUCAGUGUUAUUUCACUGACAUUUUAUAUUCAAAAAGAAGAUAGAUGUACCGCAGUUUCUUCCUUCAUUUCGCAGUUCCUGUAUACUUCCAGUGAUUAAACCAAACACAAACUAGAAAUAGUAUAAAAACGAAUUACUAAUUAUACAAAAAUAUAGAAACUUUCUUAUUAGCACUAAAUAAAAUACAUGUUUAUAGACUGCCCUAUAUUUGACACGUCAUUUUUGUCUACGUAAAGCGGAGAUCACAUAUUAUGUAUCUACAGUACCUACACGAUCAACAUCAAGCAUAAUCGCCAUAAACAGCGGUUUAUAGCUAUAGCCGUCAUGUCAGUAGCAAUGGACAUAGAGAUAUUGUAUCUCUAUGUUAUGGGUUAACCCCAAAAUUGUGUUAAAUUAGCUUUAUCCGGAUAUUUUGCGUCCAAACUCUCUGGAUAAAAGGAAAAUGAGAUUCAAGUAACUUCUUUAUUUAUCCGGUUGAUUCUAGAUUUAUCUAGAUAUAUAUUAUAUAUCCAAUGUCUAAUGGAUAAAGCAGUAUAUUUUAAACUUUGUCCAAAAUUCUAACUAUCUGGGUAAUUCUAGUAAGCUCAUUAUCUGAUAUUCACGUUUUAACCGUAACAUCUAUAUAAAACUGAUCUGUCUUAUCGAGUUAACUAGUUAGCACAUGGUUUGUUAUUCCUGCUAGUCCAAGAGGAAACGGACGUUAAUAUUAAGAAGCAUAGAUUUCAAGCGCUACUGGCUUAUUACUUAUCUAUGUUUUUCAUCGAUGCUACUACUAGAUACACGCAGCAUUGAUUCACUUCCCAACUCAGACGUAAUUUCAAACCAGCUUUCAAACUCGCUAAAGCUACACUAUUCCUGGUUUACUACUAUUCCAAAGCUCUCCUGUUCUGAAUUGCAAUAUGUUUGGCAUUAACUUUAGAUGGCAUUAGAAGCACACAAACGAAAGCCUCAAAAUUCCUCAGCAGCUAGGCUACCUAUCAAGUAACUGAACUUAUUUUCCAAGUAGUUAUUGAAUCUCAAAAAUGGUAUAAUAGAGGUACUAUCCACUAAAUAUAUUGUUUAAUUUUUGGUGUAAAACAGAUGCGCUGAAUUUAAUGUAUUUCAAAUAUUUCCAGUUUAAGUGUACUUAAAAAUUUUAUUUACAUAUAUCUUAUCCUUAAUGGGGUCCGGACAAAUAAUGCUGGACAAAAAGUCCCCACAAAUUAUCCCUGGACAAAAAAUCCCCGGACAAAUAAUCACCGGAGGAAAAAUCCCCACAAAAAAUCCCCGACAAGUAAUCCCUACAAAUUUUUUGGACAAAAUAUCCCCACAAAAAAUCCCAAACAAAAAAUCCCGAACAAAAAAUCCCCAAGAUAUAUUGUUGCUGAAUAGUUCUCUAAAAUUUUUCCCGAAAUUUUACCAAAUUUUUAAUUCUAAUUCUAUACCGAAAACUUCAAAUUUUACAUAACAAAAAAUGUAUUUAUAUAGAGAGAAUUUAUACAGUGCUAGUCAAAAGUCCGUACCCCCCCUCGUAACUUUUGAACGGUUAUACCUAUAGUAGUGAAUUUUGGAGGGAGGAAAUAAACGGACGUAGGCUUCUUAACUAGUCAUGACAGGUGACGUAAUAGUGACAGAUGAUAUUACAGAGCCACUGUGACCAAUAAUUUUAAAUGGGACCUUAUGGCAAGUGAUACCUCGUUUAAAAGGUAUUCAAAAUACCUAUUCAGUCAUACUAAUUUUUUUGGGUUUAAGUUAAUUUUGAUUUUGGUGAAUAAAUUAAAUAAAUAUAAUAUUGUAGUUUCGCAUUUAAUUAGUAAAAAUUUAAAUGUCCGCCUAUAGUUUUUUUGUCAAAAAGAUUGACGUUUUUCAAUUCUCUAGUAGUUUUUACGUCAACGUCAACCUUUUUGAUAAGAAACCAUAGGCGAAAUUUUGAAUUUUUAUUAAUUAAAUGCGAAACUACAAUUUUAUAUUUAUUUCAUUUAUUCAUCAAAAUGAGCUUAAAGUCAAACAAAAUUAGUAUAGCUGAAUAGGUAUUUUGAAUACCUUUCAAACGAAGUAUCACUUGCCAUAAGGUCCUAUUUAAAAUUAUUGGUCACAGUGGCUCUGUAAUGUCAUCUGUCACUAUUACGUCACCUAUCAUGACUAGUUAAGAAGCCUCCGUCCGUUUAUUUCCUCCCUCCAAAUUUCACUACUAUAGGUAUAACCGUUCAAAAGUUAAGAGGGGGGGUACGGACUUUUGACUAGCACUGUAUGUAUUUAUAUAAUAUACAGUGCUAGUCAAAAGUCCGUACCCCCCCUCGUAUCUUUUGAACGGUUAUACCAAUAAUAGUGAAAUUUGGAGGGAGGAAAUAAACGGACGUAAGCUUCUUAGCCAGUCAUGACAGGUGACGUAAUAGUGACAGAUGACUUUACAGCGCCACUGUGACAGAUAAUUUUAAAUGGGACCUUAUGACAAGUGAUACAUCGUUUGAAAGGUAUUGAAAAUACCUAUUCAGACAUACUAUCUUUGUUUGAGUUUAAGCUAAUUUUGAUGAAUAAAUGAAAUAAUAUAAAAUUGUAGUUUCGCAUUUAAUUAAUAAAAAUUCUAAAUUCCGCCUAUGAUUACUUGUCAAAAAGGUUGAUGUUGUCGUAAAAACUACUAGAGAAUUGAAAAACGUCAACUUUUUUGACAAAAAAAACCAUAGGCGGACAUUUGAAUUUUUAUUAAUUAAAUGCGAAACUACAAUAUUAUUUUUAUUUUAUUUAUUCAUUAAAAUCAAAAUCAACUUAAACCCAAAAAAACUAGUAUGACUGAAUAGGUAUUUUGAAUACCGUUCAAACGAGGUAUUACUUGCCAUAAGGUCCCAUUUAAAAUUAUCGGUCAAAGUGGCUCUGUAACGUCAUCUGUCAUUAUUACGUCACCAGUCAUGACUAGUUAAGAAGCUUACGUCCGUUUAUUUCCUCCCUCCAAAUUUCACUAUUAUAGGUAUAACCGUUCAAAAGAUAAGAGGGGGGGUACGGACUUUUGACUAGCACUGUAUAAGAGAAUCUCUUUAUACAGGGUAUUUCAUUGGGAAACGGAAAUACUUUAAUAGUGAAUAGAGGUCACCGAGCCGGUUCUAGAUAUAGCACAUUUUUUGCCCUACCGACUUUUAUAACCGAGUUACAGGGUGUUUUAUCGAUUUUGCCCAUUUAUUUCCUAAGCCAUAACUUUAGAACCACCCUGUAUAUUUUUUCGAUAUUUGAUACACAUAUGUCUCAUUCAAAACCCAAACGACCGACGUACUAACCAUAAAUAAAAUCCAGGUCCGGAUUAACAAAAAAUUAUAAAGUAAUUGUGACCUAAAAACAACACCCUGUAUAUUGAAAUUUUGAAAAUCUGUUUGCAUAUUUGAAAAGAGCACAAAGAAGUAAGUUUAAUUUCUCUUCAAUUUUUCGGCCAGACAAUUUUAUGACUUUAAUUUUGAAAUUAUAUUGAAUUUUUUAAGAACUUUGACAUUAAAAAGCAGAUAUUAUUGACUUUUAGUUAUAAAUUAUUAAAGUUAAUGAAUAAAUACUCAUUUUAAAAAAUCAAUAAUUAUUUACCACAUUGGAACGACCCAAUUACUAAUGACAAGAAAAAUCCAGGUCCGGAUUAAGAAAAAAAUACAAAGCAAUUGUGACCUUGAACCAACACCCUAUAUUGAAAUUUUAAAAAUUUGUCUGCACAUUUUAAAAGCGCAUGAAAAACUGUGAUUAAAGGCUUAUUUUAAUUUUUUCGCCGUUGAUUUAAUUACAUCAAUUUGAAAUUAUAUUGAAAUUUUAAAGAACUCUGAGAUUAAAAACCAGGUAUUGUUAACUUUUAAUAAUAAUUUAAUGUUAAUGAAUCGAUACUUAUUUUAAAAAUACUUAAUAUUUAUUUACUACGCUGGUUUCAUAUAUUCUGUGGAUUUGUAGCUAUAUGCACAUCAAUAAAAGUUAGAAUUGCGAGAAUUGGGAUAUUUUAUUGAUUUAGUAAAGAAUUAAAAAAACUGCUAUAUCUAAUAAAACAAAAAUUCGUUACCAUUCAACAAUUUAACAUAAAUUAAAAAUAUUUGAACUAUAACAGUUGCUCAGAAUAUCCGCCAUUUUGUUCGAUGCAUUUCCUUGCUCGUUUUAAAAUAUUUCGAAUCGAUUUUCCAAGUGCAUUGGGAUUGCUCAUCAUUUUUCUGGUAGCUUCUUUUGACCUUGACAGAAUUAAUCAAUGUGAUUUCAAAAUUAGGUACCGUAAUUAAAUUAUCUGCGCAAAAAUUUGACAUGCACCUUAUAACGCAGUUUUUAUGCUCUUUUAAAAUACACAAACAAAUUUUCAAAAUUUCAAUAUACAGGGUGUUGUUUGCAGGUCACAAUUACUUUAUAUUGUUUUCUUAAUCCGGACCUGGAUUUUUCUUGUCAUUAGUAAUUAGGGCGUUUCAAUGUGGUAAAUAAGUAUUGAUUAAUUUUAAAAUGAUUAUUUAUUCAUUAACUUUAAUAAUUUAUAAGUAAAAGUUAAUAAUAUCUGCUUUUUAGUGUCAAAGUUUUUAAAAAAUUCAAUAUAAUUUCAAAAUUAAAGUCAUAAAGUUGUCUGGCCGAAAAAUUGAAGCGAAUCAUUAAACUUACUUUUUUGUUAUCUUUUCAAAUAUGCAAACAGUUUUCAAAAUUUCAAUAUACAGGGUGUUUUUUUAAGGUCACAAUUACUUUAUAAUUUUUUGUUAAUCCGGACCUGGAUUUUUCUCAUGGUUAGUAUGUUGGUCGUUUGGGUUUUGAAUGAGACAUAUAUGUGCCAAAUAUCAAAAAAAUAUACAGGGUGGUUCUAAAGUUAUGGCUUAGGAAAGAAAUGGGCAAAAUCAAUAAAACACCCUGUAACUCGGUUAUAAAAGUCGGUAGGGCAAAAAAUUUACUAUAUAUAUACCCGGCUCGGUGACCUCUAUUCACCAUUAAAGUAUUUCCGUUUCCCAAUGAAACACCCUAUAUAGUCCAAACAGGCUUAUGAGAUUCAAUUAAUCGUCCAACACUAUAUUACGGAAUACAAUUUCUACGCACUCUCAGCUCGACCAAAAUGGCAGAGCUUGACGUACCCAAGAAACUAACUGCGGUAACGUAAAUGUACGUAAGUAAUUAAUUGCACAAGUUAGUAUAGGGGGGGGGGGGGGGAAUAUCAAACGCUUUCUGCGUAAAUCCUGGACUGAGACACGGAGAUCCGUUGUCCCCACUCUUGCGGCUGAAAAGCGGUCAUAUGCACUGAGGCUGAAAAACAUUUUGUGUCGAUUGCAUUCACGGGAAAACUUUAGAUAACUAUUCGGCAGCAAAUAUUUCUUGGGAUAUUUUGUCCGGUAUUUUUGGUGGGGAUAUUUUGUCAAAAAAAAAUUGUGGGGAUUAUUUGUCCGGGAUUUUUGUGGUGAUUCUUUGUCCGGGGAUUAUCUGUCCAGGAAUUUUUUGUCCAGGGAUAAUUUGUGGGGAUUUUUUGUCCUGGAUUAUUUGUCCGGAGAUUAAUUUUUCCUAGCUUCAUUUUAACCCAACUUUUGACGAGCAGUUUAUCUUUUGCCUUGCUUUAAAUUUACUACUUAUAUAUGAGCUUACAUGGCCGUCGUGUAUUUUUGAAUGCUUUGAAGCGUAAUCACGACAUUUAAGUCACCAUUGCUAUCGUUGUCAUUCGUGAUUUCCUAUAUUUGUUUUCCGCUAGUGCUUCUCUGUGAAUAAUUUCAAAAAAUGUAUAGAGAUUGCUAAAUAUAAUAAACGAAUGUGUAGUAUAGCGUAAUAUAUUAAAUUAAAGCCAAAACUUGUUCAUAUAUUUAAGGUACGCCAUUUAAUUUUAAUCAAUGUGACUAAAAAUAUCGAAAUUUUUGUAUAUUUAUUUUUUAGUGAAUAAGGUAGCUUUAACCAAUUAUGAAUCUCUGACAGUUAUUUUCUAAAGUUUAUUUUUAAUAUGUGUAAUUUUUACGUGUUACUGUUACAUUUAACAUUAUUUUUGUAUUGUUUUAAAUGGAAUAAACUCUAUUUUAAUUUACAA
Messenger RNA from Diabrotica virgifera virgifera (western corn rootworm), 8240 nucleotides. RefSeq lists its product as uncharacterized. Bases 292 to 801 code for a protein of 169 amino acids. Lineage: Eukaryota; Metazoa; Arthropoda; Insecta; Coleoptera; Chrysomelidae. The record is from RefSeq and is a predicted model, not a curated record. The transcript has 7 exons.